Messenger RNA from Phytophthora infestans T30-4, 912 nucleotides. RefSeq lists its product as uncharacterized. The coding region runs from base 1 to 912 and encodes 303 amino acids. NCBI's taxonomy places the organism in Eukaryota, Oomycota, Peronosporomycetes, Peronosporales, Peronosporaceae. The record is from RefSeq and is a predicted model, not a curated record. The transcript has 2 exons.
AUGGCGUGGCGACCGCUGGUAGCACGCGUGAAAAGAUGGACACCCGACGCGUAUGUGCCUCUGCGUGUCAUGCUGCACCCUGAUGAAGGGGAGGUAUGGGGACGCGUACUGGGCGUCCAGGGCCCGUGUAAGUCUGUACGUUUGAGCAAGUUUAAGGAUCUACUGGAGGUGACGGACCACGAGAUCAUCAUGAAGCCGCGGUUCAGCACUGUUGAGGAACGAUCUCAGGCGUUCCAGAAGAUGGAGGCCGAACUCAAGCAGGAAGGCGCUUUCCCGUUCUGGCAGGACGAAGUCUACAUGGCAAGGACGACGUUCUCCAGUCCGACGCUCUUUACCAAUCACCGCGGUGUGGGGCCCUACUUCGGUCUCAGCCAGUUCGCCACCCACCUUAAUGGAUUUGUGCGUGACAAGGAGACUGGAACAGUGACACACGUGUGGAUUGCAACUCGUAGCGCCUCCAAGAAACGCUGGCCACUGAUGCGCGACACCAUCGUAGGCGGAGGACUACCUUCAGGUAUCACGGCACUCGACAAUAUGGUGAAAGAGGCACAGGAAGAGGCAGGGUUGGAUCCAUCGUGGACACGCCCGCGAUUCGUGGCUGCCGGCAGCAUCUCGUACGUGUCCAAGCAUCCCUACGGCUUGACAAACGUUACGAUGCUCAUAUUUGACGUGGAACUACCGACGGACGUCGUUCCGGUUAAUCAAGACGGCGAGGUGGAGAGCUUUGAUCUUAUGCCCGUGCAAGACGUGCUUUCACGUCUGUGGUCGGAGCCUGAGCGCUUCAAGCCAGACGUGUGCAUUCUACUGCUCGACUUCUUCAUCCGUCACGGUGUAAUCUCGGCGGAUAACUUCGCGGACUACGAAGAGCUCCAGCGAGCGCUACGCAAUAGUGAGAUGCCUUCAACCGAAUGA